CAGGAAACAAGAAGACAGGCCCAAGAUGGAGGCAGCGGCAGCCGUAGCGGCGUGACAGGAGCCCCAUGGCACCUGCCCAGCCCCGCCUCAGCCCAUCUUGACAAAGUCCUAGGCUCCAUGGAGCCACCACGGGGACCCCCUUCCAACGGGGCGGAGCCAUCCCGGGCAGUGGGCACUGUCAAAGUGUACCUGCCCAAUAAGCAGCGAACAGUGGUGACUGUCCGGGAUGGCAUGAGUGUCUAUGACUCGCUAGAUAAGGCCCUCAAAGUGCGGGGUCUCAACCAGGAUUGCUGCGUGGUCUACCGGCUCAUCAAGGGGCGAAAGACUGUCACAGCCUGGGACACGGCCAUUGCCCCCUUGGAUGGUGAGGAGCUCAUUGUGGAGGUCCUCGAAGAUGUCCCACUGACUAUGCACAAUUUUGUACGGAAGACAUUCUUCAGCCUGGCCUUCUGUGACUUCUGCCUUAAGUUUCUCUUCCAUGGUUUCCGCUGCCAAACCUGUGGCUACAAGUUCCACCAGCAUUGUUCCUCCAAAGUGCCUACAGUCUGUGUCGACAUGAGUACCAACCGCCGACAGUUCUACCACAGUAUCCAGGAUUUGUCCGGAGGCUCCAGACAGCAAGAGACUCCCUCCAGCCAACCCCUGAAUGAGCCACUAACCCCUCAGGGACCCAGCCCCUGCACCCAGCACUGUGGCCCUGAGCACUUUCCCUUCCCUGCCCCGACCAAUGCCCCCCUCCAGCGCAUUCGCUCCACGUCCACCCCCAACGUCCAUAUGGUCAGCACCACGGCCCCCAUGGAUUCCAGCCUCCUCCAGCUUACUGCCCAGAGUUUCAGCAAUGAUGCUGCUGGUGGUAGAGGUGGUGGCGAUGGAGUCCCCCGGGGGAGCCCCAGCCCGGCCAGUGUGUCCUCAGGGAGGAAAUCCCCACAUUCCAAGUCCCCAUCAGAGCAGAGGGAGCGGAAGUCCUUGUCUGAGGAGAAGAAGAAAGUGAAAAAUCUGGGGUACCGGGACUCAGGCUAUUACUGGGAGGUGCCACCCAGUGAGGUGCAGCUGCUGAAGAGGAUUGGGACGGGCUCCUUCGGCACGGUGUUUCGCGGGCGCUGGCAUGGUGACGUGGCCGUGAAGGUGCUCAAGGUGGCCCAGCCCACAGCUGAGCAGGCCCAGGCCUUCAAGAACGAGAUGCAGGUGCUCAGGAAGACACGCCACGUCAACAUCUUGCUAUUCAUGGGCUUCAUGACCAGGCCGGGAUUUGCCAUCAUCACACAGUGGUGUGAGGGCUCCAGCCUCUACCACCACCUUCACGUGGCUGACACACGCUUUGACAUGGUCCAGCUCAUCGAUGUGGCCCGGCAGACUGCCCAGGGCAUGGACUACCUCCAUGCCAAGAACAUCAUCCACAGAGAUCUCAAGUCUAAUAACAUCUUCCUACACGAGGGGCUCACAGUGAAGAUUGGUGACUUCGGCCUGGCCACAGUGAAGACGCGGUGGAGCGGAGCCCAGCCCUUGGAGCAGCCCUCGGGUUCUGUGCUAUGGAUGGCGGCUGAGGUGAUCCGUAUGCAGGACCCGAACCCCUAUAGCUUCCAGUCAGAUGUCUACGCCUAUGGGGUCGUGCUCUAUGAACUCAUGACCGGCUCGCUGCCCUACAGCCAUAUUGGCAGCCGUGACCAGAUAAUCUUUAUGGUGGGCCGUGGCUAUCUGUCCCCGGACCUCAGCAAAAUCUCCAGCAACUGCCCCAAGGCCAUGCGGCGCCUGCUGUCUGACUGCCUCAAGUUCCAGCGGGAGGAGCGGCCCCUCUUCCCCCAGAUCCUGGCCACGAUUGAGCUGCUGCAGCGGUCACUCCCCAAGAUUGAGAGGAGUGCCUCGGAACCCUCCUUGCACCGCACCCAGGCUGAUGAGUUGCCUGCCUGCCUGCUCAGCGCAGCCCGCCUUGUGCCUUAGGCCCUGCUCCCGGCCACCAGGGAGCCAAUCUUCAGCGUGCUACAGCUAGGAACCCUGCUUACCAACCAAUCAAAGGCCUGUUUCUACCCUGAUACUGCCUCAGGAUAACCCCAUCCCCACCCUGGGAGAUGAGAGGGUUCCUAAUUGCUUUUCUAGUCCCUCUGGAAUUGGGGGAGCCCCCAAAACUGAGAUCCCCUGCCUCCACAAUUUGGUUUCCUCUUGCCUCUGAGGAUACUUAUAAAUUUGGGGUCUCCUCCAUCUCCAAUGGCUGUGAUUUGGGGCAGCCAGGUUCCACUCAGAACUUUGCCUGAUGUGCCUUCCACUGGAUUUUUGGGGUCCCCAGCACCCCAUAUGGAUUUGGGGGCUCCUGCCCCACCAUUGAAGGACUACUCUGUUAAACAAAUUCUGGGCCUUUGCUUGUUUAUUUUGCUUCCCGACU
This is a messenger RNA of Talpa occidentalis (Iberian mole), 2377 nucleotides long. It is a transcript of the gene ARAF, whose product is annotated as A-Raf proto-oncogene, serine/threonine kinase. Bases 118 to 1938 code for a protein of 606 amino acids. Gene Ontology annotation, biological process: protein phosphorylation; signal transduction. Lineage: Eukaryota; Metazoa; Chordata; Mammalia; Eulipotyphla; Talpidae. The transcript is spliced from 16 exons. Gene Ontology annotation, molecular function: ATP binding; protein kinase activity. Gene Ontology annotation, cellular component: cytosol; mitochondrion. The record is from RefSeq and is a predicted model, not a curated record.